Rhopilema esculentum is the source of this 624-nucleotide messenger RNA. RefSeq names its product cystatin-B. NCBI's taxonomy places the organism in Eukaryota, Metazoa, Cnidaria, Scyphozoa, Rhizostomeae, Rhizostomatidae. The record is from RefSeq and is a predicted model, not a curated record. Gene Ontology annotation, molecular function: cysteine-type endopeptidase inhibitor activity. Gene Ontology annotation, cellular component: cytosol.
CUGGAGUGGAGAAAUUUGGUGUCUUGUCCCAAAAUAAAUCAAAUUCAUAGACCAAAGUUUCUUCAGACACAACAAUGAAGUGCGGUGGAACUGCAGAUGCAGCUCCAGCUGACGAGGAGACACAGAAAGUGAUUGAUACGGUGAAGCAAGAAGUUGAGCAAAAGCUUGGAAGAGAAUUACAAGUGUUUAAAGCUUUGCGAGUAGCAAGACAGAUGGUCCAAGGUUUCAAUUUCUUUGUCAAGGUGGAUAUUGGGAACAAUGAAUACAUACAUGUCCGUAUUUAUCAAAAUCUUCCCUGCUAUGGCUCCAAAAUUGAACUGCAUGGAAUUCAAGUUGGCAAAACAGUAAAUGAUGAUGUUGGUUAUUUUGAAGGGUUUCAGCUUUAGUUGACAUACUUACCAAAAUUUAUUGGAAGAAAUGAAAGCUUAUUUGAUCUGAAUUUGAACUAAUGACAUUUUAAGAUAUUUUACGAACACAAUUUUUUGUAUCCUGAUACAGCAAUACACGAAGAAUUUCUUUCACAGUCAUAACCUCAUUCGUGUUAUUAAUUUGGGGCAAAUUUGCUAAAUCUUGUAGUUUUAUUUACUCAAAAAUAUAUUACUUAUUGAAAUCUGCCAAUAAUGA